This is a messenger RNA of Ylistrum balloti, 1110 nucleotides long. Its product is annotated as glutamine synthetase-like. The coding region runs from base 1 to 1110 and encodes 369 amino acids. NCBI's taxonomy places the organism in Eukaryota, Metazoa, Mollusca, Bivalvia, Pectinida, Pectinidae. The transcript is spliced from 6 exons. The record is from RefSeq and is a predicted model, not a curated record. Gene Ontology annotation, molecular function: glutamine synthetase activity. Gene Ontology annotation, cellular component: cytoplasm.
AUGGCGACAGUUCUCCCAUUUUCCGGAAGUAACACGGACAAGCAGGUGUUGUCCCGGUAUUUGGACAUCCCCCAGCCUGAUAGGACAGUCCAGGUGGAGUACGUUUGGAUCGAUGGGACGGGGGUCGGCAUCAGGAGCAAGUGCAAAACCAUGGACUUCGAACCCCAAAGCCCGAAAGAUUGUCCGGUAUGGAACUUUGACGGAUCAAGCACGGGUCAGUCAGAGGGAUCAAACUCAGACAUGUACCUGCAUCCUGUGGCCCUUUUCCCUGACCCCUUCAGGAUGGGAAAUAACAAACUGUGUCUCUGUGAUGUGUACAAAUACAACGAUCUGCCGGCUGAGACGAACCACCGUCACACCUGUCUUGCUGCCAUGGAGAUGGUCAAGUCUUCCAGACCAUGGUUCGGAAUAGAACAGGAAUACAUCCUCUUGGACAGUGAUGGACAUCCAUACGGCUGGCCGAAGAAUGGUUUCCCAGGACCCCAGGGGCCUUACUACUGUGGAGUUGGGGCCAACAAGGUGUACGGAAGGGAUAUCGUUGAGGCACAUUACCGCGCAUGUCUUUACGCAGGAAUUAAAAUAGCUGGUUGUAACGCCGAGGUGAUGCCUGGACAGUGGGAAUACCAGGUGGGACCUUGUGAAGGAAUGGAGAUGGGGGACCACCUAUGGAUUGCUCGUUACAUCAUGGACCGGGUCGCUGAAGACUUUGGAGUCAUUGUGACCCUUGACCCUAAACCUAUCACUGGGAACUGGAAUGGUUCCGGGGCACAUUGUAACUACAGUACAAUAGCUAUGAGGGAAAAGGACGGACUACGACAUAUAGAAGAAGCGAUCCCAAAACUGGAAAAAAGACACAAGACACAUAUCAAAGGAUACGAUCCUACGGAUGGUGCCGACAAUGCCCGAAGAUUAACCGGACUGCACGAAACGGCUCAUAUAGAUGCGUUUUCGGCAGGUGUCGCCAAUAGAGGGGCCAGUAUCCGGAUACCCCGCCAGGUGGCAGCCGAUAACCAGGGAUACCUGGAAGAUCGACGACCAUCUUCAAACUGUGAUCCCUACCGAGUAACUGAACUUCUAGUCAGAACUACCAUUCUAGACGAGACAGAUUGA